AUGAGCUGGAUGGAGGAGUUGUCCUUAAACCUGCAACUUCUGGCACUUUCCGGCAUUGUUGAGCCACCGUUUGUUUCUGGCAGCCUUUGGAAGAGGUCUCUGUUCUCGCUGUACAUGGUGACAUCGGUUCUCGUGUUCAUACCCGUGCUACUUGGGGAACUGCUGGCCUUGUACCACUUCUGGGGAGAUCUCGUGGUCAUCACCAACAACGUGUUUACUUUAGUUGGGAACCUCACUUUCUACGGAGAGGCACUCUACAUUAUCGCCCGUAGGGGGGAAUUUAUGAUGCUCAUGAAGAAGCUCCAGGACAUGCUGGAGCACAUGCCUAGGCCUGGCGCUGAGCAGAAGAUGAUCGCUGAAAAGGCCACGAAACGCAGCCGGGUUCUCACUUGGAGCAUGCUGGUCAUGGUGUACAUGGUGCCCUUCAGCUGGAGCAUGUCUCCUCUUGUCGGCAUGCUCUUCUCGAACGGCGAAGACAUUCCAGAGAAAUCCGUUCUGCUUGAGGACGAGGUUGAGGCAUUCUGGAAGAGCCUUAUAUCUGUUAUGUGGUUGCCUCUACAUGACAUAGAGUCCCCUGUCAAGGAGAUUAUUUACGUAUGCCAGGUCUUUGUGUUCCUCAUCACGGCAACCUACUACAUUUCGGUGAACACCGUGUUCGUGUCCUUCAUUGUGCAAACCACUGGCCAGUUCGAGAUCCUCCUAGCCACAGUGCAUGAAAUGGAUGACGCCGUGGCGUCAUGGGACCUCGCGCCUCCUGGAGUAACUGGGGACUCCACGGAUACUGUUCUAGUGGAUGUGUUCGGGAGUAAGGAAACCAAGACAAUGGCGCUGAGGUGGUUGCAUCGAAGUGACGACCCGAGCAAACUGCGCUCCUACUUUCUGGAUGUCAUACGUCAUCAUCAGGCAAUCAUCGGAUUCUCCAAACAACUGAACGACUUACUCAGUCCACUGCUCUUCAUCUAUUUCUACAGUGCCCAAAUUAUGAUGUGUGUCAUGGCCUUCCAGAUGGUGCUCACUUGGGGGCAACAAAACAAUUUUCUUAAAUUCCUCUUUGGGCUCCUCUGCGUUCUGGCCGGUCCUUUCUUCUUCUGCUGGCAAGGAAACGCCCUCAUUGAGAAGAGCGCGGAAGUGGAGCGCGCUGUGUCCGGGUCUGGGUGGUAUAACCGCUCGGAGAGCUUCAAGCGGAUGGUGCGAUUAGUUAUUGCGAGGGCCCAGCGCCCAGUCAGUCUCACGGCGGGAAAACUGUACAUUGUGUCCAUGGAAACGUUUGCUAAGAUGCUGAACACGGUGUAUUACUAUUUCGCAGUGCUGAAGCAACUUCAUGAGAAAUGAUGUCAUAACAAGGCAGCUUGAAAGCAGAG
Cryptotermes secundus is the source of this 1361-nucleotide messenger RNA. Its product is annotated as odorant receptor Or2. NCBI's taxonomy places the organism in Eukaryota, Metazoa, Arthropoda, Insecta, Blattodea, Kalotermitidae. Bases 1 to 1332 code for a protein of 443 amino acids. Gene Ontology annotation, cellular component: plasma membrane. The transcript has 7 exons. The record is from RefSeq and is a predicted model, not a curated record. Gene Ontology annotation, molecular function: odorant binding; olfactory receptor activity. Gene Ontology annotation, biological process: sensory perception of smell; detection of chemical stimulus involved in sensory perception of smell.